Molecule: messenger RNA, 1145 nt
Organism: Hevea brasiliensis (rubber tree)
Lineage: Eukaryota; Viridiplantae; Streptophyta; Magnoliopsida; Malpighiales; Euphorbiaceae
Product: 25S rRNA (cytosine-C(5))-methyltransferase NSUN5-like
Exons: 6
Coding region: 1-786 (261 amino acids)
Biological process (GO): rRNA base methylation
Cellular component (GO): nucleolus
Molecular function (GO): methyltransferase activity
Source: RefSeq, a predicted model, not a curated record
AUGUCCAAGCAUGGAAGCAAUGUGCAAAGGCGUCUCCGCGAAACAGCUAGUAAUAAAUCUGCAUAUGAGUUGAAUAAGGACAGAAUUAAGUAUAUAGAACACCUUGCCAGACUCUCUGAUGCCACUAACAUCAAAGUUCUGUAUGGUGAUUUCUUGAACUUAAAUCCAAAAGAUCCUUCUUUCUCCAAGAUCCGUGCAAUUCUUUUAGAUCCUUCUUGCUCUGGUUCGGGGACCACUGCUCAGCGAUUAGACCAUUUACUUCCAUCCCAUGCCACUGAUGUUACCGACGCAGAAAGACCGAGCAAACUUUCAGCCUUUCAAAGGAAAGCUCUAGCCCAUGCAUUAUCUUUCCCUGCAGUUGAAAGAGUUGUUGACAGCACAUGUUCUGUCAACCAAAUUGAAAAUGAAGAUGUCAUCAUGUCAGUUCUACCCCUUGCAACAUCCCACGGCUUUCAGCUGGUCACUCCCUUUCCUGGGUGGCAUCGUUGUGGUCUUCCCGUUUUCAGCGGCUCUGAGCAUUUACUUCGAACAGAUCCAAUUGAGGACCAAGAGGGGUUCUUCAUUGCUCUUUUUGUCAAGAAGAGCAACAUCAAUGAUUCAGAAGAACAAAAUGGAAUUAGAAACACUCCUAGAACUAUUUCAACUCAGAAACGUCAUUUUAAAAGAUACAGUAAUGUGAACAGAAAAAGUUUUUUGAUGCCUGCAGUCUACAGUGGAGCAUUAAAAAUAUUGUACUCUAGACUAAUUUUGCAGAGGAGAACCCGCAGAACAAAACUGGUCCAGUAACUUGGAAGAAUUAAAGUAAUUUAUACUUGUUCCAUGACCCACCCUUUUUUUUCCAUAGAUUGAAAAUUUUUGAAAGAGAGAGAAGGUUUUUUGUAUUCAAGAUGAACAGUUUUCAAUAUUAAGCAUUUCGUCAGGAUUAAUCUAAACUUGCAAAUAUUUACUCUAGACCUAAUUCAUUCUUGUUAAUUAUCUAUUAUUAUUACUUAAUAAGCCGGAUUUUCCUCUUUUUGUUCCUCUUCUGGAAAUUGCAAGACAAUCUCUGUAACUUGUAAGCGGCAGGAGAUCAUUUCACCUGCUUAGUGUUUACAUUUCUGGGAUUCAAUUUUGAUGAAUGCAUUAGUUAUUGGGAUUGUUCUUAA